Messenger RNA from Cajanus cajan (pigeon pea), 1935 nucleotides. RefSeq lists its product as uncharacterized. The record is from RefSeq and is a predicted model, not a curated record. NCBI's taxonomy places the organism in Eukaryota, Viridiplantae, Streptophyta, Magnoliopsida, Fabales, Fabaceae.
UGCAGCUUGUAAUACCUUACACCCCUUCCAACCCCUCUUUCUUGUUGUAUGAUAUGAUGCCUAUCACUGAUUUAUUCAUCAUUUCCAUUUACUUUCAAUCAAGAAUUGUUAAGUGGUAAACUAAAGCUACUCAUGGCCUGAUUGUAUAAAUUUCUCUAGAAGCAUUUCUAGGAGAGAAAAAUAGGAAGAAAAAUUGAAAUAAACUCCAUAAGCUAAAACUAGUUUAUGCAUGGGUUAAAAAUAAAAUUUUGGAGAAAUUAAUAGAAGGGAGUUUUUACAAAUUAGUUUAUGGAGAAGUUUAUUUCAUUUUUCCUUUCUAUGUUUCUAUCUUAUAAGUAUUUCUGGAGAAGUUUACUUAAAAAUCUAUUUAUUACUUAUUAUAAUUUGCAUACACUAACUGGGUGUAUUGUUAACUCCUGCAAAUUUACAUCUUUCAAUCCUGAAUUGUUAAUUGAAAGAUUAUGAACAUGUUUGUAUACAAACUUAAAAGGGCUUUUAAGAGUGUUUUACUGUAAAAUACUCUAUUUCCUAUAGAGAAACUCUCAAAAAUGUUUUUAAAUUUUAUCCAGAUAGACACUGAGUUAUUGAUUGAUUUGAAUGUACUAUUUACAUGUAGAGAUCAUUUGGUAAAUUUUCUGAUAAUAUUCAUCUCAGAAGCUUUGAACAUUUGGGUCUUUGAUCGGAGCUAAGAAGAGCAUGGAAGGUAUUAAGGGCGAUGAAGGAGCAGUCACAGUAGGAACCACCGGAACAAUCAGCUUGUUGAUGACAAGGGAAUUGGAUCAGAUCUCUUCUGUUCCACACCAGCAGGUAUCUUCAACAAGUAAACCUCGAAUAUCAUUUUCAAGUGGUAGUACUACGCCAAAACGCCCACAAUCAAGAAAAUCAUUUGAAGCUAGUAGCAGCAGCAGUAGAAACAACAUCAUAAACCAUAUAAGUCCUGGAAUUGGCCACAAAACAAAAGUUAAUGGCAAACAUACCCAUCAAAUACCCAUGCUUGGUUCCAAUAACGUUGCAUUGGAAACAAGUCCAGAAGUGAAGAAAAAAGAUAAAAAGAAGAAAUCUAAAAUUGUUGAAGUUGUGGACAUCAAAUGUGGUUAUGUAGAUAAAGCUUGGGCUAGCCCUAUAACAAAUUCUCUCAAGAAGUUGGGUUUUUCUAAGCUCUCUGAGAACAUUACCUAAAGCUGAAAUUUUAUGUCAGACUUCAGGUUCUUGUAGCUGAAAGCGGAGGUGAAGUUUGUCUUACUGUUGUCAGAUACAUCUACCACAGAACAGAUUCUUGGUAGGAGUUUGCUACUUGAUCGCUUUUUCUUUGUACUUUCUACUCUGGAUACAGUUGUCGGUCUGGAAUCAAUACUAAUUGAGGAAUCUAUGUUGAUGGUUUGAGACUUGUUCUUCUGUGACCAGUCUUGAGAAUUGACUUUGAGCCGGCUGAAGUACUCAAUUUCUUGCAUUAGAAGGGAUCCAACUGUACCUCUUGUUCCUAUUUCUACAGGAGGAAAUUCAGCCAUCUCUAUUGUGUUGCUUGUGGCAAGGAUGGUGGGUUUAUGCAUGCUUUAUUUUGUUGGUGUUAAGGAGAAAGCAAAUCUUGUGAUUGAAGAGGGGUGGUUUGUUAUAUUUUUUUGGUUGUGAACUUUUCCACAAACUGUGGGACAUUUUCUUAGGUUUGAAGAGACUUGGUUUCACAAGAACUCUCCACCUAUUUAUAUGAAGUGCUUGGUAUCUAUUUGUAUAGUUGGUGACAUAGUCUUUGCAUUCAUGUGCUUCUAGUUUUACACUUGAGCUCCUAACUAUUGUACUAUACUUGUAACUUCAAGUUUCAUCAUGUCUAGUCACAAGGAAAUUAGGUAACUAUUUGGGAGUCUAGUCUGUAAUUUGGACCAUAAGUUCACAUGAAAGAAUUCAAAUACUUAUUCAUUGCUCGUACAAUUUAUAAUG